AUGAGUGAUCAUCGUGCUGGCAGGAGUAUUUUCAAGAGGGCUCUGGACCCCAGUGGCCCUCAACCAGGUGCGUUCCCUCAGGCUGGAGCGCAGGUACCAGUAGCCAGUGUUGAGGCCCUACAAGAAGCUACUCCCGCUCAACCUAAUGACAAUACCGGUACUACUACUAAUAAUAAUAACAAUGAGACGGAAGGGUGGUGGAAACAUGUGCCACUUCUGCGGAGAAUGGAUCGACAGGAUGUAUACUGUGGCUCUUUGAUCUUUUGUCUCGUAGUUGUUUCCUCCGUGACAAUUCUUGCGGUGGUCUUGAGCCUGAGCAAAAAGGACGAGGAUACACAGCCUACAAGUUUGACAACGGAGUCCCCAUCGCAAGCACCGUCGAAUGCUCCAACCAUGCAGCCCACAACUGUCUUGGAGGGAUUUGUCCUUUCCCUCCUUCCAUCUUCCACCGUUCAGACCAUCCAAAGUGAUGAUUCCAACGACGCACCUCAAUCCAAAGCAUUUGAUUUUGUCCUGGAAGACCCGUCCCUUUUGACUUUUCCUCAUUGGCGCGUCUUGCAGAGGUUUGCCUUGGCAACUUUUUAUCAUGCUACAGGCGGUGACAGCUGGAAAAAUAAUAGUGGAUGGUUGCAGUACGAAGUGGAUGAGUGUCAGUGGUUUCAUCAUCAGGGUCAUGGAAACGCCACCACUGCAAUCAACCCCUGUCCUCAAAUAAUGAACCGACGCAACCAUAACAACGAAUCGGAUGACGGAGGAGCAAUUGAGCACUUGAUCCUCCGAGACAAAAACUUACGUGGUGGCUUGCCUCCAGAGAUAUUUUUGUUGACAUCUUUGAAGAGCAUUGACCUGGACAUGAAUUCGAUUGAUGAUGCAGACGAAAGACUAUUACCAAGUGAGAUUGGUUUGUGUACAGAUUUGGAGUCUGUGUCUCUAGUUCACCUCAAUCUUCAAUCACUACCCACUGAAAUACAGCAUUUGAGCUUGUUGCGAGAUCUGAAUCUGAGUGACAACAAUUAUCAAUCUUCGUUUCCAUUUGAGCGCCUCAGUGCUGGCAGCAUGACAUCGCUUGAUUUGUCUCAAAACAGGCUGGAUCAGGCGAUUCCUUCGUCUCUCUGGCAAUUGACAGCUUUGAAAAGUCUUGCCAUGCACUACAAUCAAAUGACAGGACCCCUGCCCACUGAGAUUGGAUUGAUGGCUGGACUGGAAACGCUUUCCCUGAAUGACAACCAGAUCUCUUCGACAAUUCCAAUUGAACUUGCACAGCUGGUGUCCUCUGGGAAUCUGACAUCAUUGCAAUUGGAGAAUAACCUUCUGUCUGGCAUGGUUCCGGAGACUCUCUGUCCCAUCUUGUCCGAAGAAUUUGUGGUUGACUGCUAUUCCAACGAAUUCCUCUGUGGCUGUGAUUGCAACUGCAGUGGCAUUGAGGACAUAAUCUUUCCUCGUCAGACUGUGGCAACUAUCCGGGAAGAUCCUGAUUCUCCACAAGCCCAUGCAUUUCGACAUGUCAAGGCAAACCCUUUACUUUCUACCUAUCCAACUUGGCGUGUUCUGCAGAGAUUUGCCUUGGCUACCUUGUAUCAUGCAACGAUGGGAGAUGGCUGGAGAAAUACCAAUGGGUGGCUGCAAUAUGAUGUUGAUGAGUGUCAGUGGUAUCAAGAAGACUCAGCUCCAUGCAAUGAACGUGAUAAUGGAGCAUAUCGAAACUUGUGGCUUCACGACAACAAACUCCGUGGCACGAUACCUCCAGAGUUGUUCUUACUGACAUCUUUGAAGAGCAUAAAGUUGGGAUUCGAAGAAGAUGGCAACAGGGCGCUACCACUUGAAAUUGAAAAGUGCACAGAUCUAGAGUCAGUUUCCUUGUCUGGCUUUGGGCUUUCUACCCUGCCAUCACAAGUUGCCGGACUGACGUCUAUCAGACAUUUGAGCAUGGAAAACAACAAUCUGGAGGUUGUGCCCAACAAUUUGCUUUCACUGGGAGGACACUUGACGUCCCUUGAUUUGUCCCAUAAUUUGAUUCAUGAGUUUUCAUCAACCCUGGGGAAGUUGAGUCACUUGGAAACUCUUUUCAUGUCAUCCAAUUCUCUGAGGGGAACAAUCCCAGGUCAUAUGGCAUCCCUGGUGACUGGUGGAAAUCUGACAAGUUUGCGACUGGAGAAGAAUGCUUUGACGGGUACUGUGCCAGAAGAACUCUGUCCGGCCCUUUCUCUUGACUGCAUUGGAAAUGGCAAUGGAUUCCUUUGCGGAUGCGACUGUGUGUGUACAGGAAUUGAGGCUUCUGCACUUCCCAGUGCCACCAUUCGACAAGUCAAUGAGUAUGGGACAGCACAAUCAGAGGCAUUGCGCUGGGUGAAGGAGGACCCUUCUCUCUCGUCUUAUCCACCGUGGCGUGUCCUACAGAGGUUUGCCUUAGCCACUGUUUACGUCAUGACAAACGGAAUACACUGGGAAAACAGGAGCAGAUGGCUGAGUAGCUCCAAUGAGUGCGAAUGGUAUCAAGAUCAUCCAAUUCCGUGUGAUGACCAAGGCAGGUUCCAACAUUUGAGUCUCCGCAACAACAAACUCAGAAGGCGCGUGCCCCGAGAACUGUUCUUGAUGUCAUCUUUGAGAAGCAUCCACAUGGACUUUGUUGGGUCUGCUGUUAACUUAGUGUUGCCUCCGGAAGUCGGGCUCUGCACCGGUUUGCAGUCGCUGUCAUUCUCUGGCCUUGAACUCGCAAGCAUAGCAGAGGAAAUCACACUUUUGUCUUCUCUCCGGCACUUGAGUUUGAAGGAAUGCCGUUUGAAUCGAAAUAAGAUCCGCCUGGUGAAUGAAUUGAAGACUUUGAAAUCCCUUGACCUGUCCCACAACCGGUUGGAGCAUUUUCCUUCUGCUAUUGAAGCAUUCACCAAUUUGGAGACUCUUGAUCUAUCACACAACCUGCUUGUUGGGAGUUUUCCACCCAACAUUUCCUUAUUGGCACAACGAGGGGUGUUGAGAACAUUGUAUUUGGAAAACAAUCAGUUGGCUGGCACCGUUCCGGCUGAGCUUUGUCCGUUAGGCCCUGGAAACUUAACUUUUGAUUGCAAUGGGUUGCUGUGUGGUUGUGACUGCAGCUGUGCGUAA
Seminavis robusta is the source of this 3102-nucleotide messenger RNA. The record is from the annotation of a GenBank genome assembly. Lineage: Eukaryota; Bacillariophyta; Bacillariophyceae; Naviculales; Naviculaceae.